AUGUCAUCGUCCCCUAGGGUGUGCUACAGUUAUUUACAGACAGCUAGUUGUCGAUUCGGCUCCCAGUGCAGGUUUGCGCAUGGCGAAGGGUUCAAAACCACCAAUGGUCCGUCACAAACACAUACACAGACACCUCUAGACGAUUUUUUUGCAACAUAUCCCGCGUUCGACUACAACUCGUCUGCGUCAGCUUCAUUGGAGUUUUACCGGAUGUGCGACCAGUUUCGCUGGGAUGAGGAAGACAAAGAGAGAGAACAAGCUCACUGUGAUUUCAAGGACGCCCUUGUUCAGCAGUUUAACGAGAUAUAUGGCACGGAUGUGAAUAAUCUCACUUCAUGGCGCAAUUUGUGUCAGAUCGUCCGCAUUUCACCGAUUCCUGACACUCUGGAAUCAUGCCGCGAGGCGGUCAAAGCCACUCAUGUCAAUAUUGUUGACUUGAUCCAUACAAAAGUGACCGGGAAGCCAGUGACCAUAUUUGUUUCGGAGGUGAAGCUGAGCAAGUAUACCAAAGACGCGGGAAAAUUCUUUCCAAGAGAUAACGCAUAUGCUGGUGGUCUCUUAAGGUACCUGCUCCGCCGUAUUAUGAAUCCUAGACAAGAACGCAUGUCUAAGUCUGGUCAGAGGACGCAGGCCCGGGGCAGGCGUAGGCAUCCCUAG
Messenger RNA from Suillus fuscotomentosus, 657 nucleotides. RefSeq lists its product as uncharacterized. Bases 1 to 657 code for a protein of 218 amino acids. The record is from RefSeq and is a predicted model, not a curated record. Gene Ontology annotation, molecular function: metal ion binding. The transcript is spliced from 3 exons. Lineage: Eukaryota; Fungi; Basidiomycota; Agaricomycetes; Boletales; Suillaceae.